Molecule: messenger RNA, 3283 nt
Organism: Schistosoma curassoni
Lineage: Eukaryota; Metazoa; Platyhelminthes; Trematoda; Strigeidida; Schistosomatidae
Source: the annotation of a GenBank genome assembly
CGGAAACAUAGUAUUUCCUCCCUCACCCCAAAAGGAUAAGGACACUCUGGAGCGUAUCCAACGGCGAAUCACGAAAUCAGUUCGAGGACUCAAAUUUAAACCUUAUGAAGAGCGCUUCCAAUCACUUAACCUUUACCCAUUAGAGUAUAGACGUCAUAGAGGUGACCUUCUUAUGACUUACAGUAUCCUUAACACUUCUGAACAUCCUCUUAAACACCUACUUAAGCUUAGUUCCAACACUAAUCUAAGGGGUAACACCCAGAAACUGGAGACACAACAUAGCAGAACAGACUGUAGACACAACUUCUAAUCCUUAAGAGUUGUCAAAUGCUGGAAUAAGCUGCCGGCCGAGCUAGUCCAAGCGACUUCCCAGGAGUCCUUCAAGAGGCAACUUGAUCUAUUCUUAAGGAAUGAAGAUAGUAUCAUACUAUGAUUAACCAAUUUCUUUUUUCUCUUUUAUUAAUAACAUACCUGGGUUCCUGCCUGGAGGUUUCGGUGGUCCCCUGUUACUAGACACGGAAGCCUGUUAAGCGAAAGCUACUCCUAUUCCGUCCACAACCAUUUGAACCUACUGAUCGCACCACGCAUUGUUAACUUAUGUUCACUGCAUUCAGAUUCAUGGGGGAAAAAUAAAAACAAGUGAAUCGACCUAUCGCCAAGAAUGAUAUCUUAAUAAGCAUACACAGAUCCAAAGUCAUAUAGAUUCCUACAUUCGUCAAGCAAAUCAUGGAAUUUGAAUUCAUUGCGCUUUAUUCAAGCUUCUCGGAACUCGUGGUUUACUGACGGGAUUUACUUUUAUCACCGUAAACCAUGUCGUUAUCCCGUCUGGUCGUCGAUAGUAAAUCAUACAGUUUGAAGUCUAAACUGUUUCCCAGAAUAUCCUGGAGGACCGCAGUCACAAUCGGUAUCCCGCUUGGUAUAGCCGGUUUAACUGUCCUUGUAUAUUACCUCAGAAACAAAAAAGAGAAGAGUGAAGCAGAACUUACUCCAGAAACACCAUUAGAGGCUGCUUUAGCGUUAAAGCUAAAAGGAAAUAAAUUUUUCAAGGGUGGACAAUACUCUCAGGCAAUAAGUUUAUAUGAUGAAGGACUUAAGAAAUGUCCAUUGGAUGCAGUUCAGGAACGUGCAGCUUUCUAUCAAAAUCGUGCAGCAGCCAAAGAGAAUCAACGUCAAUAUGAAUCUGCCAUUGAAGAUUGUUCUCUUGCAUUAUCAUUAACACCGCAUUAUUUGAAAGCAUUAAAUCGUCGAGCACAUUUAUAUGAAAAAUUAAAAAAAUGGGAUGAGUGCCUUUUAGAUAUGACAGCUUGUUGUAUUUUUGAAAAAUUUAAAAAUGCUGACAACAUUGUUUUCAUGGAUCAAGUACUCAAAACAAUUGGACAACUGAAAGCUCAAGAAGAACGUUCCAAAUUAUUGCAUGAAUUACCAUCAGCUUCUUUUAUUCGUAAUUAUUUGAGCGCAUUCGCAUGUAAUCCAUUCACAGUUAAUUCUUCACAACUAUCCAAGCAUAAUUCACUGACUGAAACUAAGACUGCAGUUAACGGAGUAACUGAUGAUCAUCCUGUAUCAAAUAUGCCCAGCACCACAGAAGUACCCAAUAAUAACAAUCCUAAUCAAUAUGAUUGUACACAAUUUAAAGAACCUCUUCAAUCAGCGUUUAAUAAUGUAAAUUCAGCCUUUGAUUAUAUGACGAAAGGUGAUUAUCAACAGUCAGCUGAUCAUGCGAUGAAAGCCGUUAAUUUGUUCGAAUCAAUCUUAUCGGAUAAGUCGUUCGCAGAUGUAAAGAAUUUGAUCAAUUCAUCAUCUGAGUUAGAUGAUAGUGAAACAAUUUCAAAAUCAAAUGAUAAUCUCAUCUCUCCUGAAUCUAAUGGACAUAAUGGAAAUGAAAAUGAAUUGGACAGCAAAGAAAACAAUAUCGUCACCACAACUUCCAAUAAUACUGAUUCCCUCAAUAAAAUUAAAACAAAUGAAUCUAUUCAAGUGUAUAUUAAAGAAGUAUAUAAUCAAAUUUCACUUUUACACGCUACUUAUCAAGCAUUAGCUGGACGUUCUGAAGAAGCAAAAGAACGUUUUCAAAAUAUUGGUAUGGUGGACUCUGGAGCUUCAUUAGUGGUUCGUGUUAAUGCAUUGAUUAAAUCUGCAUGUUUAUCAAUGUCAGUUGAUCAAGAUGUAGCUGCUUGUCUUUAUGAUUUCCAACGUGCACAAAAUGUUUGGCCUGAAUGUCCGGAUGUGUAUCUUCAUCGAGGUCAAAUUAAUCUACUAGCUGAUCAAUUAGAUGAAGCAUUGCAUGAUUUGAAUACAGCUGUUAAAUUAAAGCCGGAAUUUUCAGUUGCACAGGCUCAGCGUUUGUACACCCUAUAUCGAUGCGCAUUAACUGCUGGUGAUGUUAGUAAAGUGGAUUCUCGUAUUGAAGAGUUUCGUCGAUUAGUAAAGAAAUAUCCCAAUUGUUUGGAAACUCAUUCUUUAUUUGCUCAGAUCCUGUCUGAACGUGGUGAUUUUAAAGAGAGUGAUAAAAUAUUUGCUGAUCUAAUAACACUUGCACCAGACUCUGGAUUAGCUUAUGCUCAUCGUGGCCUAUUACAAUUAAAAUGGAAACAAGAUCGUGAUGCAGCAUUAUGUUUCUUUAUAGAAGGUAUUCAAAAAGAUCCUAAAUGUGAAUUAAUUCAUGAAUUACUUGGUCAAUUAUCUGUAGAAAAAGGUCAAUUCAGUGAAGCAUUAAAACAUUUCGAUAUGGCAAUUAAACAAGCUAAAACACAAAAUGAUUUAUCACAUUUAAUUGCAUUACGUGAAGGUGUUAAUGCACAAUUAAAAGUAUGUGAACAAUAUAAAAUAUCAAUACCGGAUGUUUUGUCAAGUAUACAACAUGAACAACAAAAAUUCUUAAUGGCUAUGCAAGAGAAAUUGUAAAGAUAAUUAAAAUAAACAAACAAUAAAAUUGACUUCCUGUCUUAUGAGAAGUAGCAACAAGAAGUAUGAGAGAGAAAAAAACAGACUACUUACAUCAGCAACUUUGUUAUUAUUUGGUUUGUUUUUCUUUUUCUAUAAGGGCAACGGAACAUUUGUGUUCCCAUGUUGUUGUCUUUUUUUUGUAUAGAAAGAAAAAUUAAUGACAAUCAUUUAUAGAUCAUUCCAUCUUGAUUAAUUAAUCUGUUUGUCCCUUUCUCUCUCUCUCUCUUUAUCACAUCGAUACUCAUCCAUGUUUCAAAUUUCCUUGAUUUUUUCAAUUAGGAACGUGUUCUGAUUUAGUGCACAUUUGUUUGAACAUUUUUAUACAGUUAUAUAUAUA